AUGUCUCAGCCUGCUCCUACGACAGCGAGAGAACGUGCGACAAUUAUUAAGAAGCAACAAGAAGACGCGUUAGCUAGACUCCCACUCAACUCGCUUUUCAUUGUACUUUGGAUUCGAUCUGACCCUCCUCGUCAAAAUGACUUCCACUGGGGUCACUACUUCCAUACGAGUGCAAUGGGCGGCACCAAAUAUCAUAUGCGAAAUCUUGGCGGAGGUUGGAUGCCUGACCACGGUCCUACUGGCGGAGUGUUUAAAUCCAAUUUUCUGUGUGUCCUCGUCCAAGUUGCCAUUGUUCCAGGGACCCUCUAUGGUCAGCUUGAUCAGACUAUGAGAUCGCACGAUGGGGAUGUCAACAGUAUACCUGGAGUCACCUGCCGUGGCUUUGCUCGAUACAGCAAUGUUGAAGCUUUGCUGCAGGAGUGCAUGGGGAUUGGGAACCAAUAUCGCGCAAGCGCUGCCAUCAAUCAGCAGCCCCGGCCCGUUGUGAGAUCUAGACUAUGUCUCUGA
This is a messenger RNA of Penicillium odoratum, 507 nucleotides long. RefSeq lists its product as uncharacterized. The transcript is spliced from 2 exons. The record is from RefSeq and is a predicted model, not a curated record. Bases 1 to 507 code for a protein of 168 amino acids. Lineage: Eukaryota; Fungi; Ascomycota; Eurotiomycetes; Eurotiales; Aspergillaceae.